UUGGUUUGGUGAAGUUAAUUAGUAUUCCGGCACAAGAUGAAGCUUCUUGUUUUGAUUGUGGCAACAUGUGUGGUGGGAGCUCUGUGUGGCGAGGAGAAAUGUGAACCGGGCACAACGUUUAUGGAGGACUGCAACAAAUGUCGCUGCGGUGCAGAUGGUCAGAAGGCUUGCACGCGCAAGAUGUGCCCCCCGAACGAGCUGUCCGACGAUAGUCAGGUGCGCACCGAUGUCCAGAACGGUGAUUCGCUGUCGUCGGCCGAUGAGAAGGAUGAGGUGCAUCUGCAAACCAACGGACAGGUGUGCUCGCCGAACGAGAUCAAGAUGAAGGACUGCAAUCGCUGCCGGUGUGCCAACAAUGGUAUCGGAUGGUUCUGCACGCGAAGAGCAUGUCCGCAGCGCGAGAAGCGUUCGGCUCCGAGUACCGAAAAGAAAUGCACCCCAGGAACCAACUUCCGAAGUGAUGAUGGCUGCAAUACCUGCUUCUGCACGGAAACCGGCAUCGCGGCCUGCACACUGAAGGCAUGCUUCUCAAGCUUCCCCGAGCGGUUACCUCUGGCAGCACUCACCCAAGGAGCACACCGUGUAAAGCGUGAGAAAAACUGUACCCCCGGAACGGUGUUCAAAAGCGAAGAUGGCUGCAACACCUGCUUCUGCACGGACGAUGGUCAAGCUGCCUGUACCCUGAUGGCUUGUCUGCCGAAUGAGCCGCAACAGAAACAGAAGCGUGACACUCUGCCCCAGUCGGAAAUUGCACCCGGUGCGCCAGGAUUCAGCUGCCAGCCCAAGUCUUCAUUCAAAUAUCAGUGCAACACGUGCCUCUGCUCCGAUGAUGGCAAGAUGGCAGGAUGUACCUUCAAAUACUGCAUUCCCGGUGAAUGGUAA
This is a messenger RNA of Anopheles maculipalpis, 882 nucleotides long. RefSeq names its product pacifastin-like protease inhibitor cvp4. The record is from RefSeq and is a predicted model, not a curated record. The transcript is spliced from 3 exons. Gene Ontology annotation, molecular function: peptidase inhibitor activity. Bases 37 to 882 code for a protein of 281 amino acids. Lineage: Eukaryota; Metazoa; Arthropoda; Insecta; Diptera; Culicidae.